Molecule: messenger RNA, 990 nt
Organism: Durusdinium trenchii
Lineage: Eukaryota; Dinophyceae; Suessiales; Symbiodiniaceae
Source: the annotation of a GenBank genome assembly
AUGACAGAGCCCAGUGGCACCCGGCAGGCCUCGCAACCUAGUCUCUUUACGAGAAGUGCAUCUGCCAUCAUAUCAGGUGGUGGUGUUGUCACUGCCAGCACAGAUGAUGACGGCCGCGAACGUGGACGCAGCGGUGCCUCCCUGCUUGAAAGACAACGGUCAAGAAGACAGGUGAAUAGCUCUCAAGUACAGGACCGCCUUCGCCGCGAGGCGAUUCAAAACAUUAUGAACAGCCCAGCAGUGAUCCUAUUUACACUGGCCUCUUUGGCUAUUUGUGCGGGCUCCGUCGCCAUGUUCUUUUUCUUUGUCCGAGCUGUGUACGCCACGCUUUUUUACCACAAUGAGCCGUGUGAUCAGCCAUUGCUGAAGAUGUAUGUCAUUUGCUCUUUGGCCAUGGGAACAUUCACUUCCAGACUAUCACAGUGGGUAGUUCGAAACCUUCAGUCUCAGCAGAGAUCCACACGCACUGUGUGGCUUUGCUCGACAUUAGUGGCCAUGGUGCCUGGCUGGAUCGUCCUGUAUUGGGGAUACUCUUUGAUCCAGAAGUGCCAUACCUGCCAAACCACCAAUCCGAUCCUCUUUUCCCACCUGAAAUCCUACAUCUACUUUCAGAUUGUAGCUGCAAUGACGUAUCUAGUGGUUUGUGUCCCAGCGCUGUCGUUUGCUCAUCGAUUUUUGCUGCUGAUGCAGCAGAUCAACAUGGGCGAAGGGAUGAAGGGCUGUGCUGACAAGAUCAAAGAUCUUCCGAAGGUUGCCAAUAAUGCCCCGGAACUCCGUGAUCCUGACGAUGGCAGUUUGAUGGAGUGUUGCAUUUGCCUCACCUCCUUUGCUUCUCAAAAGGUGGUACGCACACCGUGUGGCCACUACUUCCAUGAGCAUUGUUUGAGUCACUGGUGUCAAGCCCACGUGAGCUGCCCUUUGUGCAAAAGCUUGGUGGCCGAUCCAGAAAAUCCAGGUGAAAUGAGCGCGACAAACAGCAGUAGCAGCUAG